Messenger RNA from Fonsecaea nubica, 7302 nucleotides. RefSeq lists its product as hypothetical. NCBI's taxonomy places the organism in Eukaryota, Fungi, Ascomycota, Eurotiomycetes, Chaetothyriales, Herpotrichiellaceae. Gene Ontology annotation, biological process: DNA integration; transmembrane transport. The record is from RefSeq and is a predicted model, not a curated record. The transcript has 7 exons. Bases 1 to 7302 code for a protein of 2433 amino acids. Gene Ontology annotation, cellular component: membrane. Gene Ontology annotation, molecular function: nucleic acid binding; transmembrane transporter activity.
AUGGCACACUUCAGCGACGCGGCCUCGGCCGACCUGAACCCCUUCCUCAACUAUGGCAUCACCCAGCUUGAGGGCCAGGAGAAUUUCAACACCUGGUCGCGCGACUUCCUGGCUGCUGCCAAUCAUAAGGAUGUCACAGGACUCAUCGAAGGCACCGAAGUUCUGCUCAACAAACCGGACCAUACCGCGUUCACCGAUACCCAGAAGGGUGAGGCACUCUUUCGAUACGCGCUCGAGGAUUACCGCGAACAGCAAAAACGCCUGCGUGAAGCGUUGAGCCUCAUACACUUCAGUGUCGCCCCAUCUAUUCGUCCCCGCCUCUUUGAGCACAAGCUGCCUCAGGCGGCAUAUCAAUUCCUCAAGGCGCAAUACAAAGCAAGCGACUAUCGCGUCCGACAAAGUGCAUACACCAAGAUGGAGAGCAUUCGACUCACUCUCAACAAAACCACAUCGCAGUUUCUCGAUGAAAUCACCGAGUGUCGCUACCAGAUCACGCAAGCCAAAGGACAAUACACCGACGAACAAAUCAUCAACAAGAUUUCGCGAAGCCUCCCAAAGGAUUACGAUGACUUUGUUCAAAACAACAUUUUGAUUGUGGAUACAGCCCCAGCCCUUGAUGACAUCACUGCCAAGCUUCUAGCCAUCGAGCCUCGCAUGAGAGAGCGAGCCAAACAAAACAAGCAGAAGGCUGCCUCCAACAGAGAUGACAAAGAUCAUAGAGAGGGUGGCUCUGGUAAACAAAAUGGUGGCAAUAAAGAUCGUCCUAAGUGUACUGGCUGCAAUCGUUUCGGUCAUGUGUAUGCAGAAUGUCGCAGCACCAACCCCGAUGUCCAGGCCAAACUCCUGGAGAAGAAUAUUGCUGUUAAGCAAGAGAAGAUCACCACUGUUUCUGGUGACAACACCGGCAAUGCUACCAAUGGUAACAAUAAAGCCAACAACAACACUCGUCGCUUUGCUGCACUUGCUGUCGUCGAUCUCGUCGCUGUCAAGACCACUCGCAACAACACCUUCUCUCCCAUUUCUUCAGAGCUCCUAGGUAUGCCUGUCCUUGCUACCCACCGAAUCCACGCUGAUCCCAGUAUUCAGGUUGAUUUUUCAACUGAAGUUUUCGCUGUGGAAGGAUCGGGGGAGCAGGUCUCAGACAGUGCAUAUCAUGGGGGAGUCAGUGCUACGAUGAGUAGACAGACUCAGGAUGUAUUUCUGGCAGCAGACAUAGCAAACAUCGAUAGAGCCUCAUGGCUGAUGGAUUCCGGCUGCAAUGCUCAUAUUAUUAAUGACAUCCGAUUCUUCAUUGAGAUGCAUCCACUCAGUCUCGAUAUCAGCACUGCUGAUGGAACUGCCUCUAUGCCCGUUAUGGGAGAAGGUAGGGCGGUAAUCUCUGUGACAACUCCUGAAGGCGAGCUUGUCGAGAUGGAGUUUGGUAAUGCGCUUUACGUGCCUAACUCCCGAUGCAACCUUGUUUCCAUGUCGGCAUUGAGCAAGAACGGCAACUUUCAUGGGACCUGGAAAAAUGACCGGAUCACCGUGAAUUAUCGUGAUGAGAUUGUCUGCUACGCUAUUGAAGUGAACGGGCUAUUUCUACUCCCUGUUCAAUCCUCUCUUCUACCUACAUCAGCGAACAACAUCAUCGCCUGCAAUGUUGAUUUCAAUCACCCUGUCUGGUCAUGGCACGCCCGUCUAGGCCACCCCAGCAUCGAAGCCAUGCGCAAACUUCUGCAACACUCGACAGGAAUGAAUCUCACGGACGCACAGCUGAAGGCUAAAGUCAAGGAGAUAUGCCCUACAUGUGCCACAACUAAAGCCAUCGUACGAAUUCCAAGAGACCCGGCGAGCCGGGAAUUUGAGGAGCCUGGUGACCUGAUGCACGUGGAUAUAUGGGGUCCCUAUGCGAUUCCUAGCUAUGAUGGGACCGCAUACUUUCUCUUCUGCACGGAUGACACAACACGAUAUACUUGGGCCAUUCCCCUGUCGACUAGAGAAGGUGUUGCCAAUCGGUUGAUGAUUCUCCAUAGGGAGAUUGAAAAAUACUUCAAGAUCAAGAUUCGAUCUUACCGCCUCGAUGGUGAAAUCGCUAAAGCAAACGUAUUCAAGGACUGGGCCCAGCGAAAGGGUAUCGUUAUCGAGCCUUCUUUCCCCUAUGCACACUACAUGAAUGGAGUAGCUGAGCGCGUCAAUCGUACUAUUCGCGAUAAGGCUGCAACUUGCAUCCAACAUCCUCGUCUUCCCGAGAUCAUCAUUCGCACGUUUGACGCUCGAAUGCAGGAAUUUUUACGCAAUUGCCAGGUCCCUGAGAAACUUUGGCCUGAAGCCAUGUUACAUGCUGUCCGCCUCAAAAAUCGUACUCCUACCCGUGUUCGCAAGACCUACAAAACACCGUGGGAAUUACUCAGGGGAACGAUUCCGGAUCUAUCGUGCGAGAAGGUCUGGGGGAGUGUAGCUUUUGUGACGACACCACCCGAGACGCGUGGAGUCACUGAUAAGCUGCACACCCCACGAGGCUGGCAAGGCAACAUCGUCGGAUGCAUCGGCGAAUGCGGUUACAAGAUCUAUGAUCCACAGAGAGACCAGGUAUUUCGGAUCUCUAUGCCUCGUGUUGAUCCUUCAAUACAGGUAAACGAUGAAUUCUCUGGCGAAGACAUUGAUGAUGAAGAAGGCUCCGUUUUGAGCGAUCAAGAUCUACCACCCCCAAAUGACGAACUAUUGAAUGUUGAUGAUGACGACUUGCGUAUCGAUAAUCAAGCUACCACCCGCUCCCCGUCGCGAUAUUCGCCAAUUUCAUACCCUGCACGCCGCCCAUCAACUCCAGAGCGGGACGCAAUCGCCAGAUCAAGUGCUGAAAUUGAACAUAUGCGGAGACAACAGACUCCUGUGGUUGAGGAUAGCCAUAAUCCCCCCACACCUAUUCAGCAUAACCCCUUGGGACAAAACGAUCCUGAAGAUGUUGAUCUUGUACGAGGCGUUAUGGAAAAUUUUGAUCUUGAAUCUGACGGUGACCCUUUUGACUACGGGGGAGCUGGCAAUGUACCCAGCGAAGACGGUGAUGAGAGCGAAUCACCAUCCCAACCGAGCACCUUAGAGGCACCCAUCAGAUCACACUUCUUCGGCGGAUAUGUUGCAUUUAUGACCAUAGGCAACAAGCGCAAGAGGCUUGAUGAUGACUUAAGUCGGUCUGGCGACAAUGAUAACGAAGCAGGAAGUGACGUGUCUGAAGAUGUUGUUCUUGAUAAAGAUCGCGCAAAGGCAGCCCGACUGGAAGAAUUCUCUCUAAGACAAGAACAAGAAACUAGACGCAGAAAGUGGCUGGAAAGCCUUCCGAGCGCUAACUCAAUUGGCCAAGAAUACCGAAGCCAGAAAAAUGCUCCAUAUGCUCCUCCACUCGAACUUCCCGAGGCAAUUGGUGCUAUUCCGAACUUGUCAUGCAUUGCUACUGCUGGGCAUAUUCGUCCUCGCCGAUGCGUCGAUAUUGACGUGGAUAACCUUGUUACCUAUGUCUACCCUGUUAAGAAAGACGAGAUCGAAGCUUGGCGCCGAAAGGAUCCUGGCGAUGAUGGCCUCCAUCCCUGUCGAUAUUGUGUCGUCAUGAAAGAAAAGAUUGCUUUUUGCAAAUUCUACACGAACAAUGAUGAUGGUAUGGCUGUUAGAAUACCUACGUUGCGCUGGAAACUUCAAGACAAUGAGGUUGUCCUAGACCCAGAUAUUCCGAGUGAGUUCACUUACCGCGACUUACGGAGUAAAGGAGCACUAUCUUUUCGCUUUGUUAAAGCGAACUAUUCCAAAGAACGACGAGGAAAACAACUUACCGAACGUGUGCUGGCAAUAGCCAAGGGAUCAGACUCCGACGCAAAUUCUGAUGACGAUAUAUCACCCGACACUCUCUGUAGGACUGUUGAUCAUGCCCUCGACGAUUCGCCCGCAAGUCUGGCAUUUCGCGCUCUAUUUCCAAUCGCAUACGAACUUAUUCCAACUAGUGGGAGAGGCCUAUUAUGCGGAUUACACGCCGCUAUACACUCUCUUCGUGCUAUGAAGGACGCUGGACAUGAUAUACCUGUCCCAGACUUUGAUGAGCUUCAUGGUUGGCUGCGGUCUGAUGAAUUUUAUGCUCGCAUGGUCGAGGUCGGUCUCCACAAUACCAACAAUCUUCAUGUCGAUCAAGUCAGUUUAGCUGUGCAAAUGUGGGCUGAACGCACUUAUGGGUUACCUUUGAGAAUGGGAUAUGUCAUGCCUGGUCAUGCCCCUGUUCUUACACCGUACGCAGAGCUACAUCAGGGAGCUGUCUCUGGAGAUGUCCAAACAUUCUUCAUUCACAACGAUAAUGCUUCUGAAUCGGACCCCUCGCGCUUGAACCAUUUUGAGGGGAUGAGAACUGUUAACGAGUCAUGUGAACGAUCUUCUUCGGUUGAUUGUGCCUCAGACUACGAUUUUGACAAUGAUGAAGAAUAUCAUGACGAACCUACUACGACAUCCGAGAUUGCCUUCGACAAUGAUGAAACUGUGGAUACACAUGAUUCACUUUCAACGUCUAUUGCCAAGAUUCGAAGCUUUGCGAGCAAGUUUGCCGGUCUCUCCCUCAGGAAUGUACCGGCCCCUGAACCGAGAUCCUACACCGAAGCACGUCAAUCCCCAGACUGGCCCCGAUGGGAAACAGCUAUGCUUAAGGAAUGGGAUAGUGUAAAGGAAAAGCGUGUCUUUGAGGUUGUUGAUCUACCUGACGGUUGUAAACCUCUCACACUACGCUGGGUCUAUAAGGAAAAGCUAGGACCUACUGGUGAGAUUGUCAGAUGGAAAGCACGUGUGGUAGCUCGAGGUUUUCAGCAAGUGGAAGGGGUUGAUUACUUCCAGACCUAUGCCCCUGUUGCGAAACACACGACAUACCGAAUCUUGUUUGCGAUAGCAUCUUACCUGGGAUGGGACAUUCAUCAGGUUGACAUCAAGACUGCCUUCCUCAACAGCCUUUUGAAGGAACGAGUCUAUGUGCGGGCUCCGCAACACUUCCCAGUUGAGAAAGGCAAAGUACUUCUUUUGAAGAAGGCUUUAUAUGGUUUGAAACAGGCAUCCAGAGGAUGGUAUGAUACAUUCAUGGUAACUCUUCUAGCCCUUGGCUGGCGUGUCUCCCCCUAUGAUCCGUGCCUGUUCAUUCAAGAGAACCUUCAGCUCUAUUUGGUGCUGUGGGUGGAUGAUAUCCUCUUGUUUGGGAGUCAGAUUUCGAACAUUCAAGCUUUCAAGAAUGAUCUCAUCUCCAAAUUCGAUAUGACGGAUGAAGGUCAAUGUUCUUGGUAUCUUGGUAUGCAGGUUGACCUCAGUCUUGGAGAGAUAUCGAUAUCGCAAUCCACUUUUGUCAAACAGGCUUUGAUCAGAUACGGACUCGAGGAUAUACCUAUCGCACCCUCUCCUGGAAACGCCAACCUACGACUACGAAAAUCUCGGCCUGUUGGCGACGAUUGUGACCCUCAAUACAUCUCGAAGAAAGCUGAUGAAGUAUUCCUCAAGCAAUAUCAAGCAAUGGUGGGCACUCUCAAUUGGCUUGCUAUGAUAACUCGACCUGAUAUUGCGCACGAUACUGCUCUCGUUGCUCGAUUCUGUGCAGACCCUUGUCUACAACAUAUGGACGCUGUCGUACGGGUUUUCGCAUAUCUGAAGGGUACAGAUGCACCUCACGGAUUGCAUUUUCGACAAGAAUCCUUCGAGCUUGUCGGUUACUCUGACAGUGAUUAUGCGAACUGUGAAGAUACUCGGAGAUCGACCACAGGUUGGGUAUUCAUGCUCGGUGGCUCACCUAUCUCAUGGAAAUCUCAGAGACAACGCUCUGUUACUACAUCCACUUGUGAGGCCGAGUACAUGGCAGCAUCUGAAGCAACAAAAGAGGCCGUUUGGCUACGCAAUAUCAUCAAUGACCUCAACAUUCCAGGCAUCUCUGUUGAGAGUGUUCCUUUGUACAUUGACAACAAGGCAGCAAUCGACCUCGCCGAAAACCCUCUCAUACAUAAUCGGACAAAACAUAUCGACAUUCGGUUCCACUUCAUUCGGGAGAAAGUUGAAAGUGUUCCAGGGGUCCAGCAAGGCUCUACCAACUUCUUGGUCUCGGCUUUGAUGAUAAAAUAUCCUGACGCCGAAGUUCUCCACAAGGGCUGGUUCUUGUGGCUGCUCACGAGCAUUGGCAUGAUCUUUGCCAUGAUUCCAAACAUCUACAACUCGAAGUUGCUCCAGUACUAUUUCCGCUUUGCGGUCGCAAUCUUCUUCUCGCUCUUCUUCAUGUACUGGAUCUGGUUUCCAAUCAAGGCUUCCGAGAAGCAUUUCAACAGCAGCCGAGGGGCGUUUGAUUUGUUCUACAACGGCAUCAAUUUGGGAGACAAGAAGCAGGCCUCAGAUGGGUACUGUUGGGUCAUUUCCGUCCUGUUCGGAGCUUGGGUCUUCUACGGGUACGACGCCUCUGCGCAUCUGGCUGAAGAAACCAAGCAAGCCUCAACCGUUGUCGCCAAAGGGAUCUACAUGUCCACUUUCUCGGCCUGGAUCUUGUCGGUGCCUACCCUCAUCAUCAUUCUUUUCUGCAUGCAAGAUUUUGAAGGUAUCAUCUCAGCAACUUAUGCAAAUAACUGGGCGGAGUAUCUCGUUCAGCUUAUUGGAGAGAACGGUGCGGUCGCCAUCCUCUCGCUGCUCUGGGUCGACAGCACGUGCGCGACAGCGAGUUGCUUCAUGUCAGCCCAGCGAGUUACUUAUGCCAUCUCCCGCGACGGGGUGCUCCCCUUCAGCUUCUUCUUCAGGAAGCUCUCCAAGCGCAAGAUGGCGGUAAAUGCCGCACUGCUCGUGUUCUGCAUGUCUGUUGCCAUCACCACAGCCGUCAUUGGUUCCACAGUCGCAUUCUCAGCAAUCACGGCUACCGCCACGAUCGCCACCAACUUCUCGUAUCUGAUCCCUAUAAUCGCGAGACAGACAGUGGGACGCAAGUCGUUUGUGCCGGCGAAGUGGAACUUGGGAAGGUUCUCUGCACCACUGGCCACUAUAGCCACGGUAUACAUCUUGUUCCUUUUUGCAGUUCUUCUCCUGCCACAGUUGUACCCGGUGGACGCGGAAACUCUGAACUAUGCGCCUAUUUGCAUUGGUAUUAUCACAGUCAUUAGCUUGGUGGGAUGGUUCUUCCCCGUAUGGGGUGCUAUGCACUGGUUUCAAGGACCGAUCAAGACAAUCACCGAGGAAGAGUUGCGAAAUGCCCGGGUUGAAGGAGGAGUAGCGACGGUUGAGGAAGGAGAUGCCCUAGCAAACUUUGACUUUGGACAUCGGCGGAAGAGUGUGACGCGGACGAUAUAG